Molecule: messenger RNA, 1553 nt
Organism: Odocoileus virginianus texanus
Lineage: Eukaryota; Metazoa; Chordata; Mammalia; Artiodactyla; Cervidae
Source: RefSeq, a predicted model, not a curated record
GGAUCAGAAGCCCCACGGUGCCCUGUGUCUGAAGGAAGCUCUGGCCAGGGACAGCUGUGCUGGCUCCUGCUGCCCCCUCCAGCAUGAUGCUGGGGAUCCUGGGGCUCUGGGCACUGCUUCCCACAGCUGUGCAAGCACCCCCCAGCAGGCGGACCUGUGUGUUCUUCGAGGCCCCCGGAGUGCGGGGAAGCACACAGAACCUGGGGAAGCUGCUGGAUGCAGGGCCGGGCCCCCCCAGGGUUAUCCACUGCCUCUACAGCCGCUGUUGCUUUGGAAUCUGGAACCUGACCCAAGACCAGGCCCAGGUGGAGAUGCAAGGAUGCCGAGACAGCGAUGAGCCAGGCUGUGAGUCCCCCCGCUGUGAUCCAAGUCCCCGAGCCCAGCCUCGCCCCAGCUCUACUCUCUUCACCUGCUCCUGUGGCGCUGAUUUCUGCAAUGCCAAUUACAGCCAUCUGCCUCCUCUGGGGAGCCCUGGGACACCUGGUUCCAAGGGCCCCCAGGCCUUCCCAGGGGAGUCCGUCUGGAUAGCGCUGCUGCUGCUGGGACUCCUGCUGCUGCUGCUGCUGCUGAGCAGUAGCAUCUUGGCCCUGCUGCAGCGGAAGGCCUGCCGAGUGCAAGGUGGGCCAGAGCCAGAGCCAGAGCCAGAGCCAGGCAGGGACUGGAGCGCUGAGCUGCCAGAGCUGCCUGAGCUACGCUUCUCCCAGGUCAUACGGGAAGGAGGUCACGCAGUGGUGUGGGCUGGGCAGCUGCAAGGCAAGCUGGUAGCUGUCAAGGCCUUCCCCCUGAGGGCUGUGGCUCAGUUCCAAGCCGAGAGAGCAUUGUACGAGCUGCCAGGCCUACAGCAUGACCACAUUGUCCGCUUUAUCACCGCCAGCAGGGGCAGCCCUGGCCCCCCACCCUGCGGGCCCCUGCUGGUACUAGAACUGCACCCCAAGGGCUCCCUGUGCCACUACUUGACCCAGCACACCAGUGACUGGUGCAGUUCCCUGCGGAUGGCACUGUCCCUGGCGCAGGGCCUGGCGUUUCUCCAUGAGGAACGUUGGCAGGAUGGCCAGUAUAAACCAGGUAUCGCCCACCGAGAUCUGAGCAGCCAGAACGUACUCAUUCGGGAUGAUGGGUCAUGCGCCAUUGGAGAUCUGGGCCUCGCCUUGGUGCUCCCUGGCCUCGCCCAGCCCCCAACCUGGGCCCCUACUCAACCCCGAGGCCCGGCUGCCAUCAUGGAGGCUGGCACCCAGCGGUACAUGGCACCAGAGCUCUUGGACAAGACUCUGGACCUUCAGGACUGGGGUACAGCCCUGCGGCGAGCUGACGUCUACUCUCUGGCUCUGCUCUUGUGGGAGAUCAUGAGUCGCUGCCCAGAUUUGCGACCUGACAGCAGACCACCACCCUUCCAACUGGCCUACGAGGCAGAACUGGGCAGCGCCCCCACCACCUGUGAGCUGUGGGCCUUGGCAGUAGAGGAGAGGAGGCGCCCUCACGUCCCACCCACCUGGUGCUGCUUAACCACAGUAAGAGGGCGCAGGCUGGUGGGCAGGGGACCUGCAGAGUCUUGA